AUGCAGAGUACAGCUCAGGGGAUACAGUCACUCUUUGCCGCAUCUACUGCAAGGUUGAGGACCGUUCUCAGCAAUCAGACUGUGGACAUCCCAGGAAAUGUGGCCAUUACUCUGGAGGGACGCACAGUUAUUGUGAAGGGCCCCAGAGGCACCCUGCGGUGGGACUUGAACCACAUCCAUCUAGAGCUCAGUCUCCUUGGGAAGAAAAAGAAGAGGCUCCGGGUUGACACGUGGUGGGGGAACAGAAAGGAACUGGCCACAGUUCGCCCUAUCUGCCGUCAUGCACAGAACAGGGUCAAGGGUGUUACACCGGGCUUCCGUUACAAGAUGGGGUCUGUGUGCGCUCACUUCCCCAUCAGCGCCGUUACUCAGGAGAAUGGUUCUCUUGUUGACAUUAGAAAUUUCUCGGGUGAAAAAUACAUCCGGAGAGGUCGGAUGAGGUCAGGCUUUGCUUGUCCAGUAUCUCGAGCCCAGAAAGGUGACUUGAUUCUUGAAGGAAAUGACAUUGAACUUGUGUCAAAUUCAGCUGCUUCGAUUCAGCAAGCCAAGACAGUUAAAAACAAGGAUAUCAGAAAGGUUUCGGAUGGUAUCUAUGUUUCUGAAAAAGGAACAGUUCAGCGGGCUGGUGAAUAAGACCUAAGUUGUCCAGCUAUAGAAACACCGGGAUGCCGAAUGAUUUGUCACACUUGUUUGUGAAACU
Molecule: messenger RNA, 700 nt
Organism: Myotis daubentonii (Daubenton's bat)
Lineage: Eukaryota; Metazoa; Chordata; Mammalia; Chiroptera; Vespertilionidae
Product: large ribosomal subunit protein uL6-like
Exons: 2
Coding region: 1-633 (210 amino acids)
Source: RefSeq, a predicted model, not a curated record